AUGUUGUUCCUAUUAGGAAGGCUACCAAGGUCCUACCCGAUUAUGAUGCUCAUAGUAACGAACCUGGUGAUUUCAAUGCCCGCACCGCCUAUCAAACGUUCACCGGAAAACGCGUCAGCUGGUUUCUCCACCGUCCCAAAGAUCCUGGAGAUCCAACUGCCCUUGAAAAUCGCCUCGAAGGACGAUCUGGUCGCGUGGGCGAAGUACGUGAUGGGUCUAAUGGCCUCCAGGAUCAAUAUCACGUUAACUACCAUAAAAGACCCUAAUGCUACUGGUAACACCAAGGCUCCAGACGCAGCUUUCGACAACACGGUGCAACCUCAAAUUAUGAGGGAUUUGCAGAGGAACCCGCAGGUCAACCAAAUGGGUGUUCGUAAUUUGAUGAACAUGAACCAGAACGUGAGAUACGCGGCGAACGUGAAUAAUCUCAACAUGAAAAAUGUGGAGCUUCCCGCGACCGUGAGGCCGUUAGAAAAUGGCCGACGGUCAGAGAUGAUCAGAGUUCCUGUGAGACACGGAAACUUUCCGAUUGUGGAGAAACAAUUUGUCAGUCCACACUUCUCGACGUUUGCGAUCAAUGGAGUUACUUCGAAUAGUUUAUUCAAACAGACACCGAGUUUCACCAACUUGGGAUUUUUCGAUACCACUAUUCCCAGUCCGCUGGAGAUAUCGGCGAAUAUAAAUUUACCUAAGGAGUCGUUCAAGAAUAUUUUUAAUAGUCCGAAGAUAUCGGAACCGCAGUACUUUGUUCCACCGUUGCCCGACCCUGGACUGCCUGAUCUGAAAAACAAUAAUCUUCUGCCGAAAAAUUUGAGCCUUGCCACGACUCCCGCGAGGACUUAUCUUCCUGUUGCUACGACUGACAACAUUAAGAACCCGAAUGAUCCUUUCGUUACUAGAUAUUUUUUCGAUGGUGUAGAGAGGAAGGUUCCUAACAAUCUGGCGUUCUUUAAUCUGAACGCUAGCUUCACUACUAAUAACCCGAUUUUCAAUGAUAAAAUCCCGAUACCGAUACGAAGCGUCGAGCCUCAAAGAAACUCGACAGUCAACGUAAAACCGCUUCUGAAGGUUCCCUUCGAGGCUGUGAUCACGUUCACGAGAGAAAACGCGGGAGAAACGACGACAUGGAGAAGCGACAGAGACAAAUAUGUCUUGAUACCGACCAGAGAUCCUCCCGACGAGUUUCCACCGUACUUCGACACCAAUUAUACGUUGACGAACGAGUCUGGGCAGAUAAACGUGGUGUUCGAGGAUGACAAAGAGGUGACGUUCACCACGAACGAUAAGAAAGAAGAGAAGAAGAGUAAAGGGAAGAAGCAGGAAUCUUCGAAGAAGCAAACGAAGAAGAAGAGUAAGGGACCGUCGGUUGUGGGUCAGUUCUUGAAGACCUUCGCGGCGUUGAGGAAUAACAAUAGCUUGACGACGGAUCUGAAGCCUCCUCCGUUGGACUCUCAAAAGAAGACGACGACUCAGAGAGCUCCGGUCGCUCAGAAAGUUCCUGUGGCUCAAAGGUAUCCGCCUCCGAGAACACAGAAUGCGUACAACAAAAGGCCGCCGUCAGCGUUGAAACAAGGAAGACGUGGUCAGACGUCACUGGCGCAGGAAAUUGAGGAUGACGAUAACGGGAGUGACGAUAACGGAAGUGACGGUAAGAGCGAAGAGAGCACCGAGAAGAACGACGACGACGAAGACGACAACGGAAAGGACGACGUCGAGAGCAAUGAAGGAAACGAUGAUAAUGGCUCCAACGAAAGUUCAAGCAGCGAAAGCGAGGAAGACGACGAAGAGGAAGGUGGUUUCGUCCAGGCUCUUCUCGAGUUGUUUAAUAUUGCAGCACCGAUUUUGGAGGAUCUUAGUGACCCUGAAUCAGACGCGGACUUAGCUGAUGUGUUCAGUGCUGCCCUUCCGUUCCUCGAGGAAUUAUCUGAGGGAGACGGCGAGAACCCAGGAUUCGACAUUCCGGGAAUAUUAGUGCCCAUAUUACUAAAACUUAGCGAAAACGAAGAUGGACCAACGGAUUCAGCGGCAAUUCUGACACCGCUUAUUCAGACAAUUGCCCCGUUAAUUGGACCUCUUGUUGGUCCACUGAUUAUGCCAUUGAGUCGACAAAUCAGUAACCCCAUAGGUGAAGGUGGGUCAUCGAUCACGGACCUACUAAACAGUGUGCUAGCUUCGUUGCUUCAGCCUAUCGGACCUGGAAAAAUGUCCCAACUAUCGAAUCUCGUCGCCGGAGUUCUCUCUAGUCUUAGCAAAUAUUCCGCAGCUGACGGCAAUUCGGACGUCAUGGGUCUCGUAAAAGCUGUGGUCGCAGGAACCAUAGCUGGCACCAGUGCAGCCUCCAGCGGUCACAAGGACUAUGGCCGCCCCAGCUAUGGUGCCGACAGUUACAGUGGUAGACCUUCUACCAAUACCUCGCUUGGCGAUUCGGUCAAAGACAUUCUUAAUUCUGUAGUAAAAUUGGUCGGGUCGUUAGUGAACGUCGUCACCGGGGUUCUGAGCUCUUCCUCAAAUAGUGGCGAGGAUCCAUCGCCUAGUUACGGUCCACCACGUCCUUCUUAUGGUCCACCACGUCCCUCUUAUAGUACACCUCGUCCCUCUUAUUCUACACCACGUCCUACUUAUGGUGCACCUCGUCCGAUGCAAGCUUUCGCGGUUCCUCCUAGCGACUCCAUUAGUAUUACUACUAGCAACCCGAAACGAUUCUUGAGACUGUGAACAAAAAUAACACGUUGAAUGUCUAGUGUGUCGGAGUAAAAUUUUAUUUUAGAUUGGAGGAUUUUGAAAUUAUUGGGCGGAGUCAAUUUUAGGAAGGGUUUGUAUGUUGGAUAAUGGAUUGUGUGGUGGUGUACGUAGAAAUUUGAUGUGUGAGGAUGCAACGCGUAGGAAU
Megachile rotundata (alfalfa leafcutting bee) is the source of this 2887-nucleotide messenger RNA. RefSeq lists its product as uncharacterized. Lineage: Eukaryota; Metazoa; Arthropoda; Insecta; Hymenoptera; Megachilidae. The record is from RefSeq and is a predicted model, not a curated record.